Herpailurus yagouaroundi (jaguarundi) is the source of this 3676-nucleotide messenger RNA. RefSeq names its product GTP binding protein 2 (gene GTPBP2). The record is from RefSeq and is a predicted model, not a curated record. The coding region runs from base 33 to 1841 and encodes 602 amino acids. The transcript is spliced from 12 exons. Gene Ontology annotation, biological process: translational elongation. Lineage: Eukaryota; Metazoa; Chordata; Mammalia; Carnivora; Felidae. Gene Ontology annotation, molecular function: GTP binding; translation elongation factor activity; GTPase activity.
GGGGCCGGGCGGGGGGCUGGCGGCAGCGGCGGAUGGACUCGCGGGUAUCGGAGCUGUUCGGCGGCUGCUGCCGGCCCGGAGGAGGCCCGGCCGUGGGCGGAACCCUUAAGGCAAGGGGGGCCGGCGGCAGCAGCGGCUGCGGGGGCCCGAAGGGGAAAAAGAAGAACGGAAGGAACAGAGGAGGCAAAGCCAACAACCCUCCGUACCUGCCCCCCGAGGCUGAAGAUGGAAACAUCGAAUAUAAACUGAAGCUGGUGAAUCCAUCCCAGUACCGCUUUGAGCACCUGGUGACACAGAUGAAGUGGCGGCUCCAGGAGGGCCGCGGUGAGGCUGUCUACCAGAUUGGGGUAGAGGACAAUGGGCUGCUGGUGGGGCUGGCUGAGGAGGAGAUGCGGGCAUCCCUCAAGACCCUACACCGGAUGGCAGAGAAGGUCGGGGCAGACAUCACUGUUCUCCGGGAGCGAGAAGUGGAUUAUGACAGCGACAUGCCCCGGAAGAUUACCGAGGUGCUGGUACGAAAGGUCCCUGACAACCAACAGUUCCUAGACCUCCGUGUGGCCGUCCUGGGCAAUGUGGACUCAGGGAAGUCGACUCUGCUUGGAGUCCUGACCCAGGGAGAGCUGGACAAUGGGCGGGGCCGGGCUCGACUCAACCUUUUCCGCCACCUGCAUGAGAUUCAGUCUGGCCGAACCUCCAGCAUCAGCUUCGAGAUCCUGGGCUUUAACAGCAAGGGAGAGGUGGUGAAUUACAGUGACUCACGGACGGCAGAAGAGAUCUGUGAAAGCAGCUCCAAGAUGAUCACCUUCAUCGACCUGGCAGGCCACCACAAGUACCUACACACCACCAUCUUUGGCCUCACCUCAUACUGCCCUGACUGCGCCCUGCUCCUCGUCAGUGCUAACACUGGGAUUGCUGGCACCACAAGGGAACAUCUGGGGCUAGCCCUGGCCCUGAAAGUGCCCUUCUUCAUCGUGGUCAGCAAGGUGGACCUAUGUGCCAAGACCACAGUGGAGAGGACGGUACGACAGCUAGAGCGGGUCCUCAAGCAGCCUGGCUGCCACAAGGUCCCCAUGCUGGUCACCUCCGAGGAUGAUGCUGUCACGGCUGCCCAACAGUUUGCCCAGUCACCCAAUGUCACUCCUAUCUUCACACUGUCCAGCGUGUCUGGAGAGAGUCUGGACCUGCUCAAAGUCUUUCUGAAUAUCUUGCCACCACUUACCAACAGCAAGGAGCAGGAGGAACUCAUGCAGCAGCUGACAGAGUUUCAGGUGGAUGAAAUCUACACAGUACCAGAGGUGGGGACUGUUGUUGGAGGAACACUUUCCAGUGGGAUUUGCCGUGAGGGAGACCAGCUGGUAGUGGGCCCCACGGACGAUGGCUGCUUCCUGGAGCUGAGAGUAUGCAGCAUCCAACGCAACCGCUCUGCCUGUCGUGUGCUGCGAGCUGGUCAGGCUGCUACGUUGGCCCUCGGGGACUUUGACCGUGCACUUCUUCGCAAGGGCAUGGUGAUGGUGAGCCCCGAGAUGAAUCCCACCAUCUGCUCAGUGUUCGAGGCAGAGAUAGUUCUACUGUUCCAUGCCACCACGUUCCGGCGAGGCUUCCAGGUGACAGUACAUGUGGGCAACGUACGUCAGACAGCAGUGGUGGAAAAGAUCCAUGCCAAGGACAAGCUGCGGACAGGGGAGAAGGCAGUGGUACGUUUCCGCUUCCUGAAACACCCAGAGUACCUGAAGGUGGGCGCCAAGCUGCUGUUCCGGGAGGGUGUCACCAAGGGCAUCGGCCAUGUCACUGAUGUGCAAGCCAUUGCAGCAGGAGAGGCCCAGGCCAACAUGGGCUUCUGAACUCCUCCAGGCAGGCACAGCUCUACUGCCGUCCCCACAAUAUAUAAGGUGACUUUUGGCCAUGCUGCCCCCGCUGUUGGUGGCUCUGUGUGUUAAUAGGCUAGGGAGAGACCGGUGCCCUCUGCCCCUUGCUCCCUGCCACCUUUCUGGAGAGGUGCCAAGCUUGUUGUGGCCAGGGAUGGGCAGUCCUGAGGUUCUCAAGAAGACAGGAGAAUUCAGGGCAGUGCUCAGCAGCUUUGUGUCCACCUGGUUGGCUCAUCAACCCUGGGAACUCCACGGCCUGUCUACCGGAGGGAGCUGACCACCACCACCUUGGCCCCACUGUCUGGACUGGGCAUGAUCUGCUGGUGUGGUCCCUGCACUUCAGGAAUUGUCACAACAACUGGGGUGGUCCUCAAAAGCACUCCUUUUUGUAUACCUCUUCUCAAGGCCAUGUAAGUUGCCCAUCUCUACUUGACUGUGGACAAAAGACAGCUGCUCCCGGGUCUGAAGCUGGCCCAGCUGGCCCAGAGUCUGAAGAAAUGGCACAGGGGCAGUGCUCCCACCUUGUGCUGAGACAUGAGGUCUUGGCCCAGAGUCUGAAGAAAUGGCACAGGGGCAGUGCUCCCACCUUGUGCUGAGACAUGAGGUCUGUUCCUCAGCUUUGUCUCCCUUCCCUUCACUCAAGGGCCAUUCUCCAUUUUUCUGCUCAUAGGCCCCACAGGUGCUAUUUGUUGUGCUGGCCCAGGAGUGGGGCUGCCGAGCUGAGGCUUGGCAUACCGAAGGUCAGCUGCAUGUCAAUCAGUCUCGUCCCUUCCUCUGCAGUGAUUUGUUGGUUUUAAUGCUGGAUCAAACAGUGUUUUACUUUCCCAGACUAGUGACUGGGGACCUGACCCACAGCUCCCCAUCCUGCCAUCCUUUACCCCCUCCACCCUUCCUGCUCCCAUGUUAAAUCCUCCCUCUGUUGCAGGGAGCCUGGGGGAAAGGGAAAGAUGUUGCCAUAUUUCCUACACUUUAGGGCAUGGACUCCUUCCUUUCCCUUUGUUAAUGUCCUGGGUUCCCCGGACUCAGGGAUUUGUUGGUUCAGGUUUCUCUGCAUAUACAUAUAUAUAUAAAUAUAAAUAUAAAUAUAAAUAUAUACAUACAUAUAUAUAUUUAAAUACACACAUAUAUAUUGUACAGAAUAAAAAUGUUUUAUUGAAUACACUGUGCUUAUGCUUAAGAUAUGGGCUCAGCUUCCAGGGCUAGAUUCCUCUUCAGGAUUAGAGACAAGUGAAACCCUAGCACCACUGAGCCCUGGAUGGAGAAAAGAGCCCAUCUGGUAUCAUUUACCAUUCUCCCUUUCCUGUCCCUCCCAGCGAUCAUCGUUCCAGUAUUGUGACCUGGGUAUUCUGGCUUAUUUGCAUUGCUCUUGAGCAAGCAGAAUAGAAAGUGAAACCGCUGCCUUUUCAGCUGAGACAGGUAACCAGCCCGCACUUGAGGAGUUGGCCACUUGCUAUGGUCACAGUGAUGAGGAGCCCACUUCUGUGCCAUGUCAGAGAUGUGGAGAUUAGCAUAUGAGCUACUUAAUGAAGAGUGAAAUUUAAGAGUCACGUUAAUCUGGCUCUCACGCUCUCCCUAGCAAUGCAGAAAAGCUCGAAGUGAGGUUUACAUAGCCUAAAUUGGCUUCUUGGAACCACCUGGCCACACCUUAGUCGUUUCUUCGUGUUUCUGUGUUCAGAGUACCUGAUGGUCAUGUUUUAUGGGACUGCGUUUUGAGCAGUGAUCCUUGCAAAAGAAAUUUAAUGAUAAAUGUGGCCCAAUGUCCAGCGAGGCAUUCUGUCUCCAGGGUAUUAAAGUAAAAGCUUCCUUAACUA